UAAAACCAAGGGAGGCGUAAUUUAGCCGUCCGCCAUUUCCAUCGUUCUUCUCUGCUCAUCACUACAACCACGAUCUCUCCUCUGCAUCAUUCGAUCUGAUUCGAUGGCGGCACCUCCUGCUAGAGCUAGAGCCGAUUACGAUUACCUCAUCAAGCUUCUCCUUAUCGGCGACAGCGGUGUUGGGAAGAGUUGUUUGCUGUUAAGGUUCUCUGAUGGAUCUUUCAACACUAGCUUCAUCACCACCAUUGGGAUUGAUUUUAAGAUAAGAACUAUUGAGCUUGAUGCCAAACGAAUCAAGCUUCAGAUUUGGGAUACUGCUGGUCAAGAACGUUUCCGUACCAUCACCACUGCUUAUUACCGAGGGGCAAUGGGCAUUUUGCUCGUGUAUGAUGUCACUGACGAGUCAUCCUUCAACAACAUUAGGAACUGGAUUCGUAACAUUGAACAGCACGCUUCGGAUAAUGUCAACAAGAUCUUGGUAGGGAACAAGGCCGAUAUGGAUGAGAGCAAGAGGGCUGUACCAAAAGCAAAGGGUCAAGCACUUGCUGAUGAAUACGGAAUCAAGUUCUUUGAAACAAGUGCCAAAACUAAUCUAAAUGUGGAAGAGGUUUUCUUCUCGAUAGCAAAGGACAUUAAGCAGAGACUCACAGACACUGACUCCAGGGCAGAGCCUUCGACGAUUAGGAUCAGCCAAACAGACCAGGCAGCUGGUGCCGGACAGGCUACGCAGAAGUCUGCAUGCUGUGGAACUUAA
Eruca vesicaria subsp. sativa (arugula) is the source of this 754-nucleotide messenger RNA. The record is from the annotation of a GenBank genome assembly. Lineage: Eukaryota; Viridiplantae; Streptophyta; Magnoliopsida; Brassicales; Brassicaceae.